This is a messenger RNA of Rubroshorea leprosula, 1098 nucleotides long. NCBI's taxonomy places the organism in Eukaryota, Viridiplantae, Streptophyta, Magnoliopsida, Malvales, Dipterocarpaceae. The record is from the annotation of a GenBank genome assembly.
CAAAAUGUGUUCCAUCUGUAUGUAUACAGUUAAAAUUUAACGGAAAAUGAAGAAUAUCCAGUGCAAAGGCGGAAGGCAGGAGGCCUAGCGUUGGAGGGAAUAACGGAAUAUUCCCGUUUGGCUCUGAUUCUGAAUUUCCUUCAUAAAAUUAAUUAAAUUAAAUUAAAUUCCCCACUCCUCAAAUCCAUGUUUUUUUGCUGCAAAUCAAAUUCCCUGAUUGUUUGAGGAAGGAGAAGCCUCUUCAUCUUCCUCCUCGCUCCUUCGGUGGCUGCAACAAUGGCGCUUAAAGCCAUCCUUGUCUCCGACGUACCUAACUUCAACCAGGUCGGACAAAACCCUAGUGCUUUGCUUUCUCCACACGUUUCUCCUCCGAAGGCGUGGAAUUGAACACGGCCAGGGCACAGAGGAGACGGGAUGAAUAUGUUGCAUAGUUCCGAUGCGAGCGAGAAUGAUAUCCAUUAAAGAGAAUUCCAUCGCCUCCUUCAACGCCGCCGCAAAAUUUCCCAUUGAUUACAGGAUUACUGAACUGUGUUUAUCGGAAUUCCUUGGCUAUGGGCCUCAAAGAGAACCAGAGAAGAAAGGAAGAUCUCUGUUGAGGAAAACAAAAGAUGGGAAAAUAGUGAAUUGGGAUGUUGAAACUGAUGACUCGCUUUGCACAUUGCAAAAGGCUUUCCAGAAAGUAGAGCCCUCUCUGGGACCCAUCAUUUUCUCUAGCUUCCAGCCUGAUGCUGCUCUGCUUGUUAGGAAGCUACAGGACACAUACCCUGCCUUUUUCUUAACUGAAGGAGGGACUGAGAUUUACCAUGAUGUGAGGAGGAAUUACAAUGUGGUGGAGGCUGUUUACAAGCAACAUUUGAUGGGAAUUGAUGGAGUAAUUGUGAAUCUUGUUAAAGAGAUCACAGAGGGAGUGAGCGGCAUGAUAAAAAUCCCUCACUUGCUACUGAAGAAGCUGCAGGGAGAAUCAAAGCCUCAUUUCUCACAGAGGGAGUUGGCAUUUCUCUUGAAGCUCAUUCCAGAGUUGAUUCAGCAGCACUAGCUCUUUCCUUUCCAAAUCUUUGCAUGCAUACACACAUACAUAAUUAAAAUUUCGACACCACU